Messenger RNA from Heterobilharzia americana, 2362 nucleotides. NCBI's taxonomy places the organism in Eukaryota, Metazoa, Platyhelminthes, Trematoda, Strigeidida, Schistosomatidae. The record is from the annotation of a GenBank genome assembly.
CUGGUAAGCCAAUCACAAAGACAAUGGUCAGAAAUUCGAAGUUAGUCCCCCUUGUGGUCGCUCCGUUUCUAUGUGGUGACUCUGUAAAAUAUCCCGAAAAUUAGAUAUUUACAGAGCGAAAUAAGCUUGAGAGUUUCUCUUAACAGUAAACGUGUGGUCGUCUGGACAACUUCCCACUCUGACGUUCAGCGGCGCGCUCCUUGAAUGGUGACGUGUUUUCGAUCGUCUCUCAGCUUUUGGGUUUUUCCACAUCGAAAAGUUCCCACUUGCAAUACUCAAUCUAAAAAGAAAUUGAACGUUUUCAGCACUCCUGUCCCUGCAUGCAUUUCACCGAUGUGUAUUCGUAAACCCACUUCUCAACAGUUGGAAAUUGGCAUUAUUAUUCCUUUAAACUAACCGGUCUGCCUCUUGUCAUUGGUUCUUGGGUGUUUCAACUGCCAAACUGCCUUAGCUCUCGUUUCCCUCGGAGGUCGUUCCCCAGGAAGCAUUUUUCCUGGUUAUGCAUACACAUCUGGAGCUUACGGUGAAACUCGUUGAUCAAGAGCUGAGGAGCAAGUGACAAGUGUCUAAAGGUACCUACACAAACAAGAGUCACGACAGUCCCCUGAACAUCCCAGCAACCUGUAGCUCCCCAAUCACUACAAAUUACAACUUACUAACCCACAAAACAUCCACCUCACCGAAGCUAAAAGUAAGAAAGCAAAGGGGAUUUCCUUGUUCACUGCAGUAGUGAACCGAGCAACUCGAACCAAGCCCUAAGAACUAGACUCGAGAGACCAAAAACUGUCAAUUUUCUGCACUCGCACUAUCAAUAUUGGAUAUUGGUAGCGUGAAAUUCGCUCAAAAAUUACGCAAAUCUGAGUCAGUCUUCAAUGCAGUUCAUCAUAAUCAGUAAUGUUUAGGCCAAGUGAAAGUUCAAGCGCAUUAUCUAAUUCAUCCCACGCACAAGCAUCAAAGAUUUUGGUAACAAAACGUUCUUGGCAGGCAGACUUUAUUUGGGCCAGGUUUCCUGCAAAACAGAACGGUCAUGUAACCAAUAAUUUAACGGCGACUGUAAACGAGACAGAACCACAUACUGUGUACAUUGGGGAUACUGUAGAUAGUCUAACAUUUCCAAGAUCGGAUUUCGUUGAUGAGCCAUGUUGUUCUCUUUCUACUUCGAAUACAAAUAUCCCGCCCCACUUUACACAUCCUGAAUGGGCGGAAGAUGUAAAGUUAACUAAAUUUCUCAAAGUUCAUGGAUUUCGUUGGUAUCAGGUUGUAAUAUUUCUCAUUUCUAUUGUGAGUUAUCUCGCAGAUGUGGCAUCUGACGCAUACUUGGUUUACACUUAUUAUGUACAGGAAGAUUAUUACUGGUCUGCUUUAACGAUGAUACUUAUGAUUGUUCCAGCUCUCCUAAUGUCAACUUUCAGUCUGACCUGGUACUUUAUAGAUUAUAAAGUUCGAGUCGAUCCUCCACGUAGCUGUCGGACGUGGGCUUUCAGACUGCUUCUCCAUGGUCUUCAACUGGCUCCUUUAGUGCGGUCAGCUGACGCUAUUUAUUAUGGUAUAACAAGUCGUCGACCUGGUUUAAGCCGUCUUGCAGCGGCGCAGUAUACGCAGCUGAUGCUUUAUGAACAUGCUGACUGUGCCAUGCUUCGCAUGAUAGAAUGUUUCACAGAGUCUGCACCACAGCUUUUACUGCAGUUAUAUGUGAUUUUAACACAACCGUAUUCGACACAUAAAUUUAAAAUAUCUGCACAAUCAGUUUCAUGCGUAUUCUCAUGGCUUUCAUUGGCAUGGUCGUUAACUUAUUACCAAUCUGCCUUGCGCAGUUCACGGAUUGAGAAGGCAAAUACUCGCACUACUGGUGUUGUAUUAUUUUUCUUCUGGAAGUUUGGGGUGCUUGCUGCACGAUUAUUAGCUUUAAGCAUGCUUGCUGCUGUUGUCAAAGGAUUUGUUUUCACUGGGGUGCUCUGUAUUCAUUGGUUAUUGGCUUCUGGGUGGUUGAUCACCAGAGGGACAACGUUCUGUUCAUCCAAUUCACGAGCGUGUGGAGAAAUAGCUUUUGAUUUUGUUUUAGGUGCAGUUUACUGUUUUGAUGUUGUGAACAUACAUGAAGGACAUAGUCGAUUGUGGUACAUGUAUUGUUAUAUAAUACUUGGUGCUGAAAAUUUUUUGUGUGCAUUACUGUGGUGGUUGACACAUUCUUUUAUCAAUACCGGCUUAUGCGUCAGCCUGUUUAAUAUUCAGUCAACAUCUUGGGUCACUACUUUCCCUUCGUAUUCUUUACCUGUUUUUGUGAUAUGCAGUUUUGUUCAGGAAUAAUAAUGAUGAUCAUCUACUAUUUCACGGCCCACGCAUCAGGGAAAAUUCAGGUAUG